CAAGCAUGGCUUCGAACUUGACGUCGGUUCGGCUGAAUCGCAUACCUUUAUUCCCAGUGACAAAUUACUUCAGUCUGCAACUCAAAAGAUGUCGUUCGACCCAAAGUUCUGCCUUGAAAUCUCUGUGGAAGACGUCGUUGUCAGAACCUUUGCCUUCAGCUCCUGUUCCUAUCUACGCAUCCAGCAGAAAUACCAACCAUGAAACCAAAGUUGAAACUCUCUCAAAUGGCCUCCGUGUUGCAUCCCAAAAUAAGUUUGGCCAAUCUUGUACAGUUGGAGUUGUUAUUGAUUCUGGUUCAAGAUAUGAAGUAGCUUAUCCAAGUGGCAUUUCACACUUUCUUGAAAAAUUAGCGUUCAAUUCUACGGCAGAAUUUAAGGACAAAAAUGCUAUUCUGGCAGAAUUAGAAAAAUAUGGUGGAAUAUGCGAUUGUCAAGGUAGCAGGGAUACUUUAAUCUAUGCAGCUUCUGCAAACACCAAAAGUUUAGACCCAGUUAUCAGUCUUUUGUCAGAAGCUGUGUUGAGGCCCAAGUUCUCCUUACAAGAAGUAGAAAAAGCGCAGCAAACAAUUCAGUUUGAGUUAGAAGAUAUUGAAAUGAGGCAAGAUCAAGAACAGCUAAUGAUGGAAAUGAUUCAUGCGGCUGCUUACAAUAAUAAUACAUUAGGCCUUCCAAAGCUAUGUCCGCCUGAAAACAUCUUGCAAAUUGACCGAAAAAUGCUUUUCACAUACCUGAAGCAUCACUUUGUUCCUGAAAGGAUGGUGGUUGCUGGUGUUGGAGUUGAACACGAUGCUUUAGUUGAAACUUGUCAAAAAUAUUUCGUGGAAAAAAAACCUAUUUGGGAAGUGGAAAAACUGAGCUCAGAUCAGACAGUGCCAAUAGAUGAAUCAAUAGCUCAAUAUACUGGUGGAUUGGUAAAGCUGGAGAAAGACAUGUCUGCCAUUAACUUCGGGCCAUCCCCUAUGCCUGAGCUUGCCCAUUUCGCAUUGGGCCUAGAAAGUUGCUCUCAUCAGCAUUCGGACUUUAUUGCAUUUUGCGUUCUCAACACGAUGAUGGGUGGAGGGGGCUCUUUUUCUGCCGGGGGUCCAGGAAAAGGAAUGUAUACUAGACUGUACACAAAUGUUUUGAACAGGUACCAUUGGAUGUACAGUGCAACUGCAUUUAAUCAUUCCUACUCUGACUCUGGGUUAUUUUGCAUUCUUGCCAGUGCACACCCAAAUCAACUGAAAGACUUGGUAGACGUGAUUGUAAAUGAAUUUAAAGCUAUGACUGGACAAAUAUCUCAAUCUGAAUUAGAUCGUGCGAAGACGCAGUUACAGUCAGUGCUACUGAUGAAUUUAGAAUCUAGACCUGUUAUAUUUGAAGAUAUUGGCAGACAAGUACUCGCUACGGGCACCAGAAGAGAACCAGAGUAUUUUAUUGAUGAAAUAGCCAAAGUUACAGCCGAUGACAUUCACAAAAUAGCUACUCAAAUGCUGAGGAGCAAAGCUUCAGUGGCCGCACUCGGUGACUUGAAGCAUCUUCCUACUCUAAGAGAGAUAAAUGCAAAUCUCGUCAGCAGAGAAAGACUUCGAGCCCACAGAUUUUCAUUGUUUUCUUAGCGGUCAAAAUCGUUCACAAAAACUAUUUCAUUUGUUUUGUUAAAAAUGAACAUUCUGUGGUUCCAUCACAAUAGUGUAUAAUAAAUUCAGAAAAUAAAUUUUAAAAAGAAAAGA
Messenger RNA from Uloborus diversus, 1712 nucleotides. RefSeq names its product mitochondrial-processing peptidase subunit alpha-like. The record is from RefSeq and is a predicted model, not a curated record. The transcript is spliced from 13 exons. Bases 6 to 1598 code for a protein of 530 amino acids. Lineage: Eukaryota; Metazoa; Arthropoda; Arachnida; Araneae; Uloboridae. Gene Ontology annotation, cellular component: mitochondrion. Gene Ontology annotation, molecular function: metal ion binding; metalloendopeptidase activity.